AUGCCACUCAUCUAUCGAAACAUUCACAUUUCUGCCACUCAUCCAUCGAAGCAUUCACAUUUCUGUCACUCCCAUCUUUCUAGUAUAAUUCUUUCUAAAAGUUUACUUGAAGUAUGUUCUUACUACUCUGAAAUAUGGACCCAAGUUAAUGAAAAGUACUGUCAUUUUUCGAGUAGUGGUUACAUGGCUCCAGAAUACGCUGUUGAUGGAGACUUCUCAAUAAAAUCUAAUGUCUUUAGCUUUGGAGUCAUGGUGCUAGAAAUAGUAACUGGGAUGAAGAACAGAGAAUUUAGGGUCCUUUACCAUGGCCUUAAUCUUCUAGGACAUGCAUGGAGGCUAUAUAAUACAUGAUGAUCCUUGGAGUUGUUGGAUUCAAUGAUAAAGGAAUCAGCCAUUGUUCCUCAAGUGAUGAAAGCAAUUCACAUAGGCCUUUUGUGUGUACAAAGAUGUUGUGAAAACCGGCCAAAUAUGUCGAUGGUGGUAUUAAUGUUGGAAAAUAUGACCUCUUUGCCUCAUCGCCUACAUCAUCUACUUUACUUGAUAAAUCAAUUAACGAAACUAGCAUUACAUGACAUCUAUCCACGGUAGAUGAUGCGAUCUGGAGACA
Molecule: messenger RNA, 607 nt
Organism: Amaranthus tricolor (Joseph's coat)
Lineage: Eukaryota; Viridiplantae; Streptophyta; Magnoliopsida; Caryophyllales; Amaranthaceae
Product: G-type lectin S-receptor-like serine/threonine-protein kinase SD1-1
Exons: 4
Biological process (GO): protein phosphorylation
Molecular function (GO): protein kinase activity
Source: RefSeq, a predicted model, not a curated record